UUUCACUAGAGCAGUCAUGACAAAAAUUGCUGUCGUAACUGGUUCAAAUAAGGGCAUUGGAUAUGCCAUAGUCAAGGGCUUAUGUCAGAGAUUCGAUGGAGUAGUGUAUUUAACAUCGCGAGAUGAGACCAGAGGAAAGGAAGCUGUUGAUAAAUUAAACAAAAUAGGACUUCAUCCAGAAUAUCAUCAACUGGACGUAGCUGACAGAAGCAGCGUAGUGAAAUUCAGAGAUCACAUCAAAGAAAAGUACGGAAGAAUCGAUAUUCUUAUUAAUAAUGCAGCCGUUGCGGAUGCAGCCUUAACUUCUUGUACGUAUGAAGACGCUACCAGAGUUAUCAGUAUAAACUACAAAAGCAUUUUCACUUUGAAAGAGUUAAUUUAUCCAUUAGUUAGAAACAACGGUCGGAUUAUCAAUAUUUCGAGUGAUUGUGGUCAUCUUUCGAAUAUCAGAAAUGAGUAUUGGAUACAGAGGUUAUCCAAAAAGGAUAUAUCAGAAGCUGACGUUAAUGAAUUCGUCGAUUGGUACCUGGCGUCUAUAAAGAAUGGUACAUUUAAUCGCGAGGAUAUCGCUGAUGGAGCUGCUGCCGCAUCAUACAGAGUUGCUAAGGUAGCUCUUAGUGCUGUAACUAUGGUUCAUCAACGUGAGCUGCUGUCGAAGAAUAUCUCCAUCAACUCGAUGCAUCCCGGACUGGUACGCACUGACAUGACUCACGGAUCUGGCUUCUACAGUAUAGAUGAAGCAGCUGAGACGCCAAUCUAUCUCGCUCUUGACGCUCCACAAUCAUUAAAAGGUGCUUACGUGUGGUUUGAUAAGAGAGUGUUAGAUUGGUAUGAUUACAAGGCCGAUUAUUAUUUUAAAGUAAGCACUUUGAAUAAAUAAAAUAUGAAUGUACCGUA
This is a messenger RNA of Pararge aegeria (speckled wood butterfly), 897 nucleotides long. RefSeq names its product carbonyl reductase [NADPH] 1-like. The record is from RefSeq and is a predicted model, not a curated record. The transcript has a single exon. NCBI's taxonomy places the organism in Eukaryota, Metazoa, Arthropoda, Insecta, Lepidoptera, Nymphalidae. Gene Ontology annotation, molecular function: carbonyl reductase (NADPH) activity. Bases 17 to 880 code for a protein of 287 amino acids.